AUGUUUCUGGAAAUUUUCAAAAAAUUGUUGAACACUAAAUCAAUUUAGAAAAUUAAGAGAGGAAGGAGUAAAAAUCCAAAAAUAAUUAAUUAAUAGAAGAAAGGAAGCUAUGAAUAUAACUAUAUGAUAAAUUAGGAUUUCAUUUAGGCCAAACUAAAAGUUUCAGAGCAAAUUAAGAGCUAUUCAAUUUUUUUUCUUUUCAUAGAGUAGCUUCAAAUAAUUGAAAUUUACAAAAUGGGUUAAGUUUAGAGAAUAUUUUGUUAAAUUAAUAUAUAAAUUUAAAUGGUUUUAUUUAUUAAACUCUUUUUGAAAACUCUUAUCAAAAAGAAACUUAGAUACUAUAAAUGAAAGUAAAAGUUACUUGAUCUUCAAGUUUGAGAACUCAAAAAGAAAUAUCAUAAGUAAAAUAAUAUUUANAUAAAAGUUUGGAAUGUAGAUUUUAUUAAGAAUGAGCUGAAUUUUCAGUAUUCAUUAGAUUAACAUAGUAAUCAAGUACAUUCAUUCAGUUUUAAUUCAUCUGAAACUGUAUUGGUAUCAUGUGGAUAUAAUCAUUUUAUCAUAUGGGAAAAAGGAAUAUAAGGAAAAUGGGAAUUUAAAUAUAGAAAAGAUGUUUCAGAUGAUGGACGUAAAAUAUAUUUAAUUAAUGAUCAACAAUUACUUUGGGUAACUUUUCGUAAAAAUAUUGAUGCUAUUUUUGUUUUUGAAAUAUAGAAUGGAGUCUUUGAAUUAAAUAUUAAUAAAACUAUCAAAUUGACUAAGAAUAAUGAAUGUGAUGAUAAUCUUUAUUUCCCAAUUAUUUACAAUAAAGAUAAAAAUAUAAUAUUGGUAAGACAUAAACAUCAUAUCUAUCUGAUUAGACAAUUAAAUAAUGAUACAUUUAAUAUUAUCGUAUCAUUAAAUUGUUAAAAUGAUUAGAUUUAUGGAACUAUGACCAAUAAUGGAUAGUAUUUGGUAUUUUGGGAUAAUAUAUAUAAAAAGUAUAAAUCAUAUGAGAUAUUACAUAAAUGA
Molecule: messenger RNA, 1008 nt
Organism: Paramecium pentaurelia
Lineage: Eukaryota; Ciliophora; Oligohymenophorea; Peniculida; Parameciidae
Source: the annotation of a GenBank genome assembly